AUGUCGGCUCUGGAGGAGGUGAGGCAGAAAUGUAACCUGCUCGCCACGUCCACCAAGGUCAAAGAGCGCAAGGGAAACUUGGCCGAGCUGCUGGCACUACUCAGUCUCGACAAAGUGUGCCAGCAGGUGGACCAAAGCAGCGUCGCCGCACUACUCAAGCCCUCGGAGGCCCGAAAGAAAGGGCAUACGACCACAUGGGACGAUGUGGUGCGUGCCGUGGUGGCCAUGGUGGAGAGCGAAGUGGAGCACAUCCAGUCAUCCAAGCGCAAGGCCGCCAAGCCGCCGGCGUUGAGGAAGGACGUGCUUGAUGCUCUCAAGAAUGCGCUCAAGAUCGCUGAGCAACGCGGCCCACGGCUGUUCCUCUCGAUCAAGGACCUCACGCAGCACUUCGUACGCAUGCUGUGCCAGAGCGACGCCCAACAGCAGCCCUUCCUGAAGGAGUACAGCGAUCUCCUAUGCGACUACAUUCUACCCGUCCCCAGCUACUGCCAGCUUGCGAGCUCGAGCUUCUUCGAAGAACUGCUGGCGCUGUAUGGCGAGUACCUGCUGUCUACUCCCUCAUCCGCCAUCGAACAUCAAAUCUACGCUCGCACCUACCAUUGCCUCCUGACUCAUUACCCGAUGGAGUUGGCGCCCUUCUUCACCAAGUUCUACGCCUUCUUCAAGAAAUACUUCUCCGAGCACAUGGAGGACAACAAGCCAUCAGCUACGCUGUUGUCUGCCCUCAAUUAUCUGCUGCAGACCUGCGCGAUGGACGAGGGGUCGCGUGCGCGUCAGCUCGGAACAGAGCUGCAUGCCACCUUCCUGAAACGGUGGGACACCCGGCAGCAGCUGCUCAAGGAACAGAUCGUAUACUUCUUCCGGCUUCAGCUCCUGCUCCACACCUCCUUCACCGGCAAGAUCCUGUCUACCGCCAAUCCUGCUGUAGAGGCCAGACUGCAUUAUGGCAUCGAUUACCUGGAUACCCUGUUUGACCUGGUGACGAAAGAGCUCGAGAGGAGUGCAGGCCAGGCCUACCAGCUUCUCUCCAGUCUCGCUUCAACGAAGAAGACCCUCUGUUCCUGGAAGAUCGGUGGCGAUCCUUUCUAG
Molecule: messenger RNA, 1089 nt
Organism: Acanthamoeba castellanii str. Neff
Lineage: Eukaryota; Discosea; Longamoebia; Acanthamoebidae
Exons: 8
Coding region: 1-1089 (362 amino acids)
Biological process (GO): DNA damage response
Molecular function (GO): protein serine/threonine kinase activity
Source: RefSeq, a predicted model, not a curated record